GAAAGAUUUGUACGGUGAGAUACCGGUUGGGCCCCUCCCUUCCGAUGUGUCGGAAGCCGGUGUUGCUCGAAGGGCCCCUCCCUUCCGAUGUGUCGGAAGCCGGUGUUGCUCGAAGCAGAUGGAUUACGUUCAUAACUUGCAGGUCAAGAAUUAAAUACUCAUUAGAAAGCCCUUUGCUCUUUCUAGUAUGGAAGGUUGUUUUUUCGAGGCAAAUGUAAACAGAGUUAGACCAAGAUUAGUCUCCAACGAUUUCGACAGCACGCGCGGUGCAAGUGUUAUUUGAAACAUCAAACUUCUAUGAAAUUAUGAAGUAUAAAUAACACUUGCACUUUUUGUUUUUCUUAGGCCAAGAUUCUUGUCUUCAAGCAAUAAGUUAUAAUAAACUCUUUUAAUUCUCUCUGCUUCCUCUUCUUCUAGAGUGUCUUCUAGGCUGACAGUUGUCAGCUAAAUGCUAAAUGUUACUUUUGUUUGUUUUUUAGAUUGUGCGGAUCAAUUUCUUCAAAUUAAUGAAUCAAGCUGAUUUUUUUUCAUAUAUUCUCAACAUUUUUUUAAUGAACGUGUUUAUUAAUCAUGUGCAUUUGCCAAUACUGUAGCAUUCUAGGACUUUUUAUUGGUGAAUUAUUAUAUGCUGCACAGAAGUUAGUCCAGUGUUUAGCAGUCGGGUCGGUGUUCACGUGUUUGAUGUUCUCGUUCACGGUGAUCCUGAUGCUUGGCUUAGGACUCGGCUACAACCAUGCCUACGUCGAGAUUGCUGGGAAAGGGAAGAAGCCGAAGUUGCUCAGGAGUGAAAAUACGAGUAAUGUCAGAGAUGCUUAUGCAAUAAAUACGACCAUUAUUCCGACUGCAAUACCCGUGGACAUAGACAUCAUACCUGUGUACGAUUAUGACGAAACACGGAUGAAACGAAGUCAGAACAGUUCUAACGCUACCACGGAAGAUUAUCCGUUGUCCCCCACCAUGGUAGUCCCUCUCCGAUCGAAGAAAUAUAUUCUACAGCUGCUAAGAAAAGUAAAGAAACAAGGGAGAAACGUAACCUUGGAGAUUAUAGCCACGUGAUAGGGAGCGGGAAAGUUGGAAAAGACGCCCUAUAAACGUUCAACCAGUGUUUUUGUAGAUGUUGUUUUAGACGCGGUACAUUUUUAAUUGUAUAGUCUAUCAGUUUUCUUAUAUAAAUGUUUGUACAGUACAGCAUUAUUUCUUAUGUUUUAAAUACGACAUGUUACUCUUUAUCUUUCCUUUAAGUCAGCGGUCGGCAACCUUUUAGGGCCACUUGCACCAUUCACUAACCCGGAGUUAUCCGGUUAAACCUGGAGUUACCAUGGUUAUCAGUACAAUUUGACACUGGGUUAACGGUUUAACCGGUUAACCUCGGGUUAGUGGGUUGGUGCAAGUGGCGGUUAGCAGCCAGGGGCCAAAUAGUAAGUAGUUACCGAAGUUGACGCGGGCCGUACUGUUAAUAUUUAUGACUAUAUCAGACAUUGUCGUUUGUCAAUAUUACAUACAAAAU
Cydia splendana is the source of this 1507-nucleotide messenger RNA. RefSeq lists its product as uncharacterized. The transcript has 3 exons. The record is from RefSeq and is a predicted model, not a curated record. NCBI's taxonomy places the organism in Eukaryota, Metazoa, Arthropoda, Insecta, Lepidoptera, Tortricidae. Bases 571 to 1056 code for a protein of 161 amino acids.